CGCACUCUACAUUUGGAACAGCAGACUCUAAGCCAUCGUGAAAACACCGGAUACCCUUACACUGCAGAGAAUGGACGCACUGCACGCUGCCGCGAUAGCGGCACAACUGCUCAAGUGCACACCGCUGGUUAUCAUCGGGCUCUUUGGUGGCGUACAGACUGCAUCCAACAACUACCCCAAGCUUCCACGCAGCCCAUAUUGGACACUCCUGGAUGUCACACAUAUGGUGCUGCUCGUAAUUUCAAGCGCGCUGGGUGUCACCAAGGCCUGCUUGUCCCUCAAAAACACCGAAGACAAAGGAAGCUAUGCUACAUCCACAAUGCUGGAAGGAGUCACUGAUUUGGCAAUGGCGCUUUCUUUGGUUUUACUGGCCCUCAUAGCGUGGCGACGCUGGCGCCGGUGCCUGCCACCGUCAGGCUUUAUAGCGGCGCUGCUGGGUCUGUUGUCAACAGCCUGCUUGUUAGAACCCUUCCAGAAGUUCACGGUACUUUUUCACCAAAAGCGAAUUACCCUGUCAUCCAAUGACCACCUGGAGCGAUACAUCAUUGUCUCUUUCACUGUCGCGGCGACAGUGACCUGGAACUUCGUUGCGUCAGAACUUCAAGACUUGGUCAUCAGAAGGCCAACUGGCUGUGUGAGACCCGUUGAUGAAGAUUCGUCAUCGCUGCUUUCGCGCCAAGCCUGCACGAUACUGCUUCCGCUUUUCAAAGACGUGAAUCGACAUGGAGUUUCAGCAACGGCUCGGAUACCUGCGCUCCGCAGAGGAAUUCGAUGCAAAGGACUCAUCCAGGCAAUUACGGCGCGACUCAUCUCACGUAAAAUAGCUCCUAGGAGCCGUGGUUCGUUCGUGCUCGUUCUGCUGAAGGUCUUGUGGAUGGAUGUCCUGUGGAUUGUAGUGGCCUUCGUGGGCUACUACGCCUGCGUAUUCGCAAGAAUCCCUGCCCUCGAGUUGUUGGUAAGCAGUCGCAACCGUACGGGCAUCACCACAGCGGCGCUACUUUUUGCUGCAACAACUGCCUGCGAAUUCCUCAUGACGUGCUACCAAAUGGACCUGCAGACGAUAUUGGCAGGGAGAUCACGCUCUAUUAUUCAAGGCCUCAUCUUCAGCAAGGUCACAAAUAUGUCAACCGAAAGCAGACGACGCUACCCAGCCGGGCAUAUCACUGCGCUGCUAAGUGUCGACACAUGGCUGUGCUGCUGCUCUUCCAUGUCGAUUGUGCUGCCACUGGUCGGAGCCCUGUUGCUCCCUUUCGUCUUCUGGAUGCUCGGAGUGCGGACCGGAAUGGGCCCGUCGCUGUGUUGCGCCGCGUGGACCGUGCUGGUUCUGUUCCUGCCUUUUCUGAGCUCCUUCCUGCAAAAGCGCUUCUGGGUAAACGUGCUACGGGCUCGUGACGACCGUCUCAAGGCCAUUGCUGAUUUGCUUUCUACGAUACGAGUCGUCAAAAUGUAUGCCUGGGAAGACGCCCUUCAGGAGACCGUCCUCCGCCCCCGAAAUGUGGAGCUCAAAUGGUUGUUCCGAGUGAAUCUUCUGGAUGCCCUAUUGGACUGUGUCUACUCCUCCACUAGUUCAGUGCUUAUGAUCAUCCUCUUCUCUACAAUGUACGCUUUGGAACCGGACAUAGUCCUCACUCCAGCAUUGUCGUUCUCCUGCGUGUCGCUGCUCUACAUAACCGACCUCGCAAUGAGCAGCAGCGCGCAAGCGCUAAGGAUUUGCAGCCAGGUCAAACUCUCUCUGAAAAGAAUAGCAGACUUCUGUACGGCUGAAGAGUUCACGGAAGCAAAAUGUGACGUCAACAAUUCUGCUUCCACGAGACAAGGUACCGUGCAACUGGAGAAGUGCUCCUUCUCGUGGGUGAAACCUACCCACGGUGUCUCUCUUGCCCAGCUGACCGAUAUAGACCUUUCGGUAGAGCCAGCGGCCUUGAUUGGCGUCGUUGGUUUUGUGGGCAGCGGCAAAUCUUCUCUGCUCGCUGCUAUACUGGGUGACAUGCACCUAAUUAAGGGUGAUAUCACCUGCAAAGGCCGCAUAGCCUUUGCGCCUCAGCUACCAGUUCUGCACAAUAUGACAAUACGGGACAAUAUCAUUUACGGAAAAUCCAUGGACGCGACCUUUUAUGAAAGAGUUGUACAAAGCUGCCAGCUUAUGAACGACUUCAACAGGCUGCAGUCAGGAGAUAUGACCGAAGUUGGAGAAAAGGGAACAAACCUGAGCGGCGGCCAAAAGCAGCGCAUCUCCAUCGCGCGGGCGGUGUACAGCCAGAGCGACGUCUACCUGCUCGACGACCCGCUCAGCUCCCUCGACCCUGUCGUCGCCAGCUGCCUGUUCCGGGACGUCAUCAGCAGUGACGGCUUGCUGAGAAACAAGGCGAGCGCCACGUUAACUUGA
This is a messenger RNA of Dermacentor albipictus, 2386 nucleotides long. Its product is annotated as ATP-binding cassette sub-family C member 2-like. The record is from RefSeq and is a predicted model, not a curated record. Gene Ontology annotation, cellular component: membrane. Gene Ontology annotation, molecular function: ATP binding; ATP hydrolysis activity; ABC-type transporter activity. Gene Ontology annotation, biological process: transmembrane transport. Lineage: Eukaryota; Metazoa; Arthropoda; Arachnida; Ixodida; Ixodidae.